AUGAAUCCACCUUAUACUAAUCCUUUUGGAUAUUCUGCAGUAAAUUAUGGUACAUUAAGCCCUACAUACCAUCAACAAUCAUUACAACAACUUCAACCAAUUUCUUCAAAUCAAUCAGAAACAUAUCGUGAUUAUCAUAUUUCUCAACACCAAACACAACAAGAUUCUCGAUUAUUCACACACCGCCCUAUAACAUCUUCUCCUAAUAUUUAUACAUCACCAGUGAGAUAUGCAAAAUUAUCAUCAGAACAUGAACCUUCACCAUUUCCUUCUUCAAUUGAUAGAAUUAGACACUCAUCGUUAUCUUCUCCUCAGCAACAAUAUCAUUAUCAAAGAACAUCACCACCUCCUCCAAUUAUGACAGUACGAAGAGAUCCAUUAGAUUAUGUAUCAGAUCAACGAUCACUCUAUUUAUAUAGAGAUAAUAUAAGACCAAUUUCUCCAGACCCUUAUUUUCCUUAUUCAUCAUUUGAAAGAACAAUUUAUAAACAACGAGUUGAUUCACCUGAUUUCUCAUUAAAACAAGAAUAUGAUAUUUAUCCAUAUCAAUCAUCAAAACCUAUACGAACAAAUAUGUCAGAAGAUAACGAACCAAGAUCAUUUUCUGUUCCUAUUAAAAACGUUCAAAAAGUUAUUCCAGAAAAAGAAUUUCUAGUCACAGAAGAAUAUACAGGUGAAAGAGAAUUUGAAACAAUGAAUGAGGCAAUCACUGUAUUAACUUCUUGGGCUGAAACACAACAUGUUGUAUUGAGGAAAGGAAGUGGUAAUAACAAAACACUGAAGGAUGGAACGAAAAAGAAAAUUGUUUUAGUAUGUCAGUGUAGUGGCAAAUAUAGAAGUUGUUCAUAUUCUCCAAGAGGUGGGUCUUCUGCCUCUAAUUCAAGUUGUGAAGAAGGACAACCAACAACUUCUACUCCACAACGAACAGUCAAAAAAAGAAGGUCAAAGAAAACUGAAUGUCCUUUUAGAAUUAAUUUGAAUUAUAGGGCUAAUACUAACACUUGGAAUAUUACUAAAAUGAUACUUGAACACAACCACGAAUAA
Messenger RNA from Entamoeba dispar SAW760, 1044 nucleotides. RefSeq lists its product as uncharacterized. Gene Ontology annotation, molecular function: DNA-binding transcription factor activity, RNA polymerase II-specific. The coding region runs from base 1 to 1044 and encodes 347 amino acids. The transcript has a single exon. NCBI's taxonomy places the organism in Eukaryota, Evosea, Mastigamoebida, Endamoebidae. The record is from RefSeq and is a predicted model, not a curated record.